AAUUAACUUCAUGUCCAAUUAGCAUCCACCAAUCUAUCUGGCUCAUGGAGCACGAAUUCAUUUCAUAAUUGUUCAAACAUCAAAUCAAAGGUUCUGAUUCUGAUUUAUGAGUACUGAGUAGCCUUUAUUACACACUCAGCCAUGAAUUUGAAGCUGGUUUCUUGUCUGUUUUUUCCUUCUUAUUAAGUGAUGUAUAUGUUUUUCUUUUCAUAUAUAAAUUUCAGGUACAUCCAGGAUUUGGUUUCCUUAUUGGGAAAAAGCAAAGUCAAGAUCAAAAGCAAGCACCACCCACCAUGCAGAGGUGGAAGUUGAGCAGAAAGAAAGUUUCCAUUUUCCCUUUGCUUUUGCUCAUCUCACUGGUCUUCAUAGCCUUCUCAACCCUUCACACUGAACACAGUAUCCAACGAAUCCAUGAAAACCCAGAUCAUGUUGACAACCACCGAGAAGUUUCUUCAGUCACCUUUGUGAAACCCAACCUUUCUGGUCAUCUCAAGCGUGCUUCAGAGGUUUUGGAUAGAUUCAGUAGAUGCAACUCCACCAUAGAGUAUAGUGGCCGGAAAAUUGCUUGGCUUGGCAGUUCUCGACGUUCCAGUCACCGGAGAGUGAGGCCGGAAAGAUGUGAUGUGUUUUCAGGCAAAUGGGUCUUUGAUAAUGCUUCAUAUCCACUGUACAAUGAGUCAGAUUGCCCUUACAUGUCUGACCAAUUGGCCUGCCACAAACAUGGAAGGUCUGAUUUGGGGUACCAACACUGGAGAUGGCAACCACAUAACUGCAAUUUGAAGAGGUGGAAUGUGAAAGAAAUGUGGGAGAAGUUAAGAAAUAGAAGGCUAAUGUUUGUUGGGGAUUCACUAAAUAGAGGCCAAUGGAUAUCUAUGGUAUGCUUGUUACAGUCUGUAAUUCCUGCUGAUAAGAGAUCAAUGUCACCAAAUGCACAUCUUACUAUUUUCAGAGCAGAGGAGUACAAUGCUACUGUGGAAUUUCUUUGGGCUCCUCUUCUUGUUGAAUCUAAUUCUGAUGAUCCAGUAAAUCACCGACUAGAUGAACGUGUCAUUCGGCCUGAUUCAGUGCUUAAGCAUGCAUCACUGUGGGAGCAUGCUGAUAUACUCGUUUUUAACACUUACUUGUGGUGGAGACAAGGCCCAGUGAAGCUAUUAUGGACUGCUGAUAAAAAUGGAGCUUGUGAAGAAUUGGAUGGACGAGAAGCAAUGGAGUUGGCCAUGGGAGCCUGGGCAGAUUGGAUAGCUUCUAAAGUUGAUCCUCUCAAGAAGCGUGUCUUUUUUGUGACCAUGUCACCAACUCAUCUCUGGAGCCGCGAAUGGAAGCCAGAAAGUAAUGCAAACUGUUAUGGGGAGAAGGACCCCAUUGACAUUGAAGGUUAUUGGGGAAGCGGUUCUGAUUUGCCAACUAUGAGUACUGUGGAGAAGAUCCUAAGCAGUUUGAGUUCAAAAGUUUCUGUCAUCAACAUUACUCAACUGUCAGAGUAUAGAAAGGAUGGUCAUCCUUCCAUUUUUCGCAAAUUUUGGGAACCCCUUCGCCCCGAACAAUUGUCAAAUCCCUCAUCUUACUCCGAUUGCAUACACUGGUGCUUGCCAGGGGUACCUGAUGUGUGGAAUGAGUUACUAUUUCAUUUUUUAUAAAUGUCAAUUAGUCAUUUAUUAUUCGAUUUUUCUUUGUUGGGUGUGGCAGCCAAUGUCUGCAUUUUGAGGAGUAGCAAAAGUUGCUGCUAUUAGUUGUUUUUACAAAAGGGUGGACUGCAAAACAAGUGAACACAGAAAAUUUAGAGAUCUUAUGCUUGUGUGCCAUGUUAAAACUUGGCAUCAUACAGAAAAGGGAAGGAGAGGGUGCUAAGAUAGCUAUUCUUGAUUUCCUUUGAUGUCAUUCAUUUCAUUCUAUCUAUUCAUAGCCUUCUUCACAUUUCUUAUGAAGUGAUUUUCUUCAGUGUUUGACAAACUAUUAUAGAAGUGUUCAUGCUAGAAACACAUUCCCUGCCAUACUGUUUUUAGGAGACUCUUAGUUAUUAGCUAUAAAAUUUAUUAAAUCUACAGAAGUAUGAGAGUAUCAUUAAAUUAAGAGUAAAAAAUGUAAAAUUCACGUGAUUUUUUUUAAAUUUUAAUAAAUUUUAAUCAGACAGGUGAAAUAG
This is a messenger RNA of Abrus precatorius (Indian licorice), 2140 nucleotides long. Its product is annotated as protein trichome birefringence-like 35. The transcript has 6 exons. The record is from RefSeq and is a predicted model, not a curated record. Bases 294 to 1637 code for a protein of 447 amino acids. Gene Ontology annotation, cellular component: Golgi apparatus. Lineage: Eukaryota; Viridiplantae; Streptophyta; Magnoliopsida; Fabales; Fabaceae. Gene Ontology annotation, molecular function: O-acetyltransferase activity.